Molecule: messenger RNA, 6690 nt
Organism: Polypterus senegalus (gray bichir)
Lineage: Eukaryota; Metazoa; Chordata; Cladistia; Polypteriformes; Polypteridae
Product: protein phosphatase 1 regulatory subunit 3E
Exons: 1
Coding region: 216-1127 (303 amino acids)
Biological process (GO): regulation of glycogen biosynthetic process
Cellular component (GO): protein phosphatase type 1 complex
Molecular function (GO): glycogen binding; protein phosphatase 1 binding
Source: RefSeq, a predicted model, not a curated record
GAAAGGACUGAGCUCGGUUCCCUUCGGGAGGAAGACGCUUCCUGUGAGUAGAUCACUUGCAUCACACGAUGCGUCAGUUGCCUUUUACAGAUCGUAGUGACAGGAGCGAGCAACAUUGGCUCAGAAUUGCGCAGUGUCCCCCUAGCCGCAGCUUGCCACUAUGUGCUGAGGUCCAAGUGUGGCCGUAAUCGCUCGCCGAUUUGUGCUUCCUUUUCAUGGACAACGCCGCGGCGCACUCAGCAGUGUCAAUGCCGCCGCCGAGAAACUGUCUGCCAAGGAAUUACAGCUGCAUGGCCGUGUUAUUUGGAGGCACGGUGACCGAUAAGAAGGAAGAAUGGGAAUCUGAGAAGGAGGAACCACCAGAAGUUCCGGAAAUUCAAGUAAUUGAGGAGAGACCCCGAGGAAGAGAGACCGUCUUCAAACCCCAGAGCCCCACUUUAAGACGGAGAGCCAAGUCUCUACCGGCGCCGACAGAAAGGGCUAAACUUGAAAUAUCAAGGGCACGGAGCCCUUCCAGCCAGAAGAAGGUCCGCUUCGCAGACUCGCUGGGACUGGAGCUUAUCUCGGUAAAGCAUUUUUGUCACGCCGAUGUCCCGGAGGUUCCUCGCCACGUCAUGGCCAGGUUGCAAGGCGAAACACCGCCUAACCACCUGAAUAAGCUGGACAUGUUUUUCCGAGUGCCCGCGCAAUCUACCUUUCUGGAGACCCAGUUCCCCAAUCCGUGUCAGUCGUCCGAUUUCCUAGAACAGGUGCGAACCAUGAAUGUGUGCCUGGAGAAAGUGGAAACGAGUGACUUUUGCCUGAGUGGACUGAUCCGUGUUCUGAAUGUGGCUUUCGAGAAAGGCGUCACGGUGCGCUACACAUUGAACAACUGGGUGUCCUUCGUGGACGUGGCAGCUACAUACGUACCGGACUCCAGUGAAGACGACACGGAUCAAUUCGCCUUCAGAUUGGUCAUUCCCACUUUGAUUGAAACAGGGGGUACCAUGCAGUUCGCCAUCAAGUACUGCGUUGGGGGCAGUGAGUACUGGGACAACAACGGGGGCAGCAAUUACAAGGUAAGGAGCCACAGGUUCAGGAUGUCGCCCCCGAAGGAAUGGGAGAGUGCGUGGAUUCACUUCAUCUGAUCCCAGAUUCACCGGUCUUUUUCCCUUUUUUGGCUGUCAGAAGGGACAACUGCAAAUGGCAUUUUUUUGCUACAUACUUCCAUUUUAACGAUAGCACUAAAUGUGUGUCAUAAGACGGGAUGCCCAAUACUUGACAAAUGUGUAGUAAUGCUGAUUUAAUUUAAACUUGCGAUUGUUUAGUAGAUCCCUUCUACGUUAUACCUGUGACGGAGAAGGGGCGGGACCAGACUGCAUCCGAGCUAUGGUAAAGUGUGGACACUUUCUACUUGAAGCACUACUGCCGCAGAAAAGCCGACUCCAGUAUGGCGCCCAUGAUAUAAGGUCAUUGGGUUAAAGACACACGCAGUCGGAGACAUAGAAGGAGGGAAUCACGACUUAUAUUUUUUAGCACUGAAUAUUUUUAGAAUUCCCUUAGAAUAAUGUAUUUAUUUGUGUGUGCUUGUUCUACAAACCCCAGUUCUUAAUACAUAUGUAUUUGUAAUUGGGUAGGAGGAUGAAUAAUUUUAUCAGUAAUUUCAAAUAUAUUUUUUUUCUCCUAGGAUUUUAUUUUUUGACUUGAUAAAUAUUUAUUAUAACAUUUAAAAUGGAGCACUUCACUGGCUAGUUUUGCGUAUACGUAAAUGUUUACUUGCAAAUUUUUUUAUCGACGUGAAUCUGUUCAACUCCUUUUGUUUGAGAAGCCAGCAUCCAGUGCAGUUUAUUUUGGAAUUUGGUGUAACAGCUCGAUUUCAGUCUAAAAUGAUAUCCGUGCAAUUUAUAAGGAUGUGUAAAGUGUAUGUGUCUGUUUUAGUAUACCUCUAAGUCUUUCACGUUUGUGGUGUUUGAAUGCAAAAAAUGCAAUUAUUGGUUAUGGAAGUGUUUUCAUUUUUAUAUUCUUCAACAUCUAUCUUUCAUUUAUUUAACAAGUAUUUUUUUUUACGAUCUUGUGCAAUGUGUGGCUUAAAUGUAAUUUUUAAAUUAAUUGGCUCUUUUGCAAAUAUUCAGAAGUGUUUUAAAUGUGCAUUUCAAAUAAUAAAAACCCAGAAAAGCACGGGCAUCAAGAUCCAAAAAAAAAAGAAAAACUUGUCCUGUUGCAGCUGCCUCAUCUUUCUGAAUGUAAUGCAAACCAGCACCAAAAACAUUAUUGUUACUAUUAUCAUUAUUAAUGCAUGUAGAACAAGGAAUACUGUACUUGAAUAUAACACUACCACAACAGAAGUGUGUGUUUGUCUUCAGAACACACCAAGCAAAGACCUCGUUUAUAAAGCAGUCAGUCCUCUGUGGUUUGUGUUUGUACUUUCUGUGAACUGAAUGGAUGCGCUGCUAUAUAUAUAUAUAUAUAUAUAUAUAUUUUUUUUUUAUUUGCCAAAUGUAUGUAGUUUAUAUCAACCAAAAAUAUAGGCAGUUGUCUGCAUAUGAAGUGGUUGCUUCCCACUAGGCCUUUUAAUGUCAUUCUUAUUUUACUUAAUAAUUUUAUAGUUUUCCAUCAGAUGCAAAAUGACACAAUGAGAUUAAUUACAGGAAUUAUUUUUGGAAGAUCUUGAUUUGUGACAAUAAAUAGUUUAAACUACUAUUAGUUGUGAUAGACAACAGGGCUAUUUGCAAGGUAAUAAUGACAGUAUGUAAUUCUUUAGUUCAUUAAUUUUUAGAAAUGUGUUUGUGGGAAGUAUGAAUUUUCAGGUAUAUGAUACAUACAGAAAAACAAAUAUGUAUUUAAAUGUAUUUAUUUUUAAAGCUUCAUUAUAGCAACACCAAAAGGCUACUUUGUUAAUAGAGAAUAUAUUUAAUUUUGUAGAGUAAUGACAAACAUACCAAAUGUGGCCUUUAUUGCUGAAAGAUGUAUUGAAUAAUUAUGUUCAUUUAUUAUGGUUAUUGCUGUAAUUGUUCAGCUAGCAGGAGCUAAUAUACUUCUGACUUUACUCAUGUAGAGUAUACCAGAUAAAAAGCCAUUGUAACACCUUGUUGAGUAUGUUUUUUAAAAAAUAUUUCCAAUUGAAUCACACCCUUUUUUGUUAGCUUAAGAAAAUAAAGUGUACAGUUUAACAAACAAUGCACAUAACUGUAUAUAAUUCCUUGAAAAAAGAAAUUGUUUUCCAUUAGAAAUAACACAUGCUCCAUAUGGCAUAUAUAAUGGAGAUUUACUAUUAUUAAAUAAAAAGUUAUAUUAAUAAUUAAGUGUAUAUAUUUUUCAAACAUUUUAAUAUUUUUCAGAGCAUAUAAUGGUAUUGCUUUGGGUUACUGUUAUUUUUUUUCUUUUGUACUUUUUGACUGUACAUAUUUCUUUGAAUGCAAUAAUGGUCCAUUAUUUUAUACAGCUGAUAGAGUUACAAAAAAUUCAGUUUAAAUAUCAUUCAUAAGUUAAUUGGUGGUGGCAAUUUUUGGAGCUCUUGUCUUCUGUACAUUUCUUAGUCAUUUAUUAUCUUAUCAGUAACGGAUAAACAUUACUAAACAGUUAAUGGACAGAAAGGCAAUUCAGAUCAACCCACUUCAAACUGAGUUGUAUCUGAUGUUGGUUACUAAAGUAUUUUAAAUAUGUGUUAUUGUUAACUGUAUACUUGGUGUACUUUAUGAUAAUCAGUCAAUGUUGAUCUCUGUAUGCCGUCAUAGUAUGUAGAGGUGUAAAACUGCUGAGUACCCUAAAUUCUCGUUUUAUUGAGAAAUUUACAACUGAAAGUAAGUUGGAUAGCAUUUCGAUAUUUAUUAAAGUUUUACAAUUCCAAUGCAAUUGGAUUUGCUGCUAUGUUGUGGGAACAUCCUGUUGUUUCCCAACUUAUUCAUGAUUCCUAAGUUUACCUACUUAAUCAAUUAAACGUAACAUAUACUAGAAAUGUUGCUUGUUACACAAGAUUUGUUAAACAUGUGACAUUCAAACAGCCUUAAACAUUCAGGACUUACUAUGUUUGUGUGGAUAUCUAUUCAUUUCCAGAACCUGCUUAAUUUGAUUUAGGAUCUAACAGUGCUGGAGACUGUCCCAGCAGUGUUGGACACAAUGCAAGAGCUAACCCUCAGACAGGGCAGUUUGUGUGGGUAUUUUCUUAAUGUUUGUUCCAAUACUGCUAGAAACACAUGGCCAUGUAAACAAGCAGGUGUUUAAAAUUAAGGUUAUAACACUGGAUUGAAAAAAGACUUCACUUAUACACAUGAAAACAUACUGAGAUAUGAUUCAUAAACCUGAGCCUCAUUUCCAAGGUCACUUGAAGAUAAUAAAAUGAUGCUUUAUUAUAAUAAUAUCCUAGGUAGGUUUAUACAUGCAGAAUAUUUAACAACUGCCAGUUAUUAAUGAAGAAAAAAUAUGUUCUAGAGUAGUAAUACAUGAAAAUUAUAUAUGUGUUUAAUAACUAAUUAGUCCUUUUUCAUACACUGCAUCUAGUUUUUUAUGUGGACACACUGGAAGAUCUUGUAGAAUCUGCCACUUGUAAAACACAGCAGAACUGUGUGAGCAGACAGCAAAGAAGGGCUAGGUAGUCAGCAAGGUCCCGCUUAUUUUUGAUGUUCUGGAUAGGCUAUUGGGGGACAAGUAAAGGAAAACAUACGACAGUUUAACAAGGCACUUGUCCUGCCCGUUUUCUUUCUCUCUUCCUUCAGUCAUAUUCCUCAAUAUGCUGGGUUUUCAGACUUACAUUAAAGUUGAAAAGGAAGAUCUUGUAGAAGUACUGAAGGCCUGAACCAAGAAUCAGGGGCUCCACAAGCCAGUUAGACAAAUAAUGUAAAACUCUAGCUAUUCAUGUGUCUCCUGGUAUGUAGUCAUCAUUGGAGAAGAUAGGUGGUCACUUGUGUGACAAUAUUAAAAUAAACAUUUCAUUGGGUUUCAUAACUUUUGAAAUGCUGCAAGGAAAUAAUUGUUACCAUAUUUUCUAAAUAUGAAUUUAGAAUUUACUAAUUUUGUAGUGAUUGAUCCCUUAUCUUAUGCAGUCUCUUUUAAUCCAGGUGUUCAUGUCAUGAAUUGUAUACUGGUCUCUGAAAGGCAGUUAUAUACGUCUGUUUUGUGUUGUAAGGAACAGUAUAAUGCAAAUAGGAGUUUAAAAGAACUACCUGCAUUUGCCUUGAUUGAGGUAUAAUGUCUGGCUUUUCCUAUUAUGGAUUCAUUUCAAUCCUCUGCUUUAGUUAUUAUUAAUGGCGUGAUUCUGUUGUUAAGAAAAUGAUCAGAUAAUGUCUGCUUAUUGUGAAUAAGUCUACUGUAUUGUAUGUGAGCAAUUCAGAAAUGUCAUUUAUAAUGCCACAGGAAAAAUAAGAUGUCCUGAAAAAUGGUUUACCUUUGCAAACUUUAAUUUUCAGAUUUCUUGUGUUUAAUUUAUAUGUCCAACUACUGGAGGCUUUUCUUGCUGAAUGCUGUAAUGGCCGUGCUUUUUGUGUCAAUAUUGUUGAUAUAGCAAAUAUGUUAUAUUACAGACCGACACUGUGCAAUAAUUUAGCCACAUUCUGUGCUUUGUAACAUUUUAAUUCCAGGAGUCAUUACUAGCUCUUUCAACUUCAUUUUUUAAGUGUCAUUUUCAACUUCUGAUGGCAAUAGCAAUUGAAUUUAGUAUGUAUAUAUGUAUGAACAUGAUAUGAGAUUUUUGAAGAAUGGACUGCAAUCUGGAGAUGUGAAAAAUGUGUACUAUUUUACGGCUCCAUCAAACCUUUUCAGUAAGAAGUAAUGUAAUUCCUGAUGAAAUUUGAUGUGUUUUAUUCUUCAUAUUUAUGAAAACAUCUUUUCAUUGUUCCAGAUACAAUCUGAAAUAUAAUAUUCAUUUCUUCAUUAUGCAGCUUUUGCUGAGGAUAAAACUGAAAUGUGAAUAUAAGUCUUGCACAAAAUUGUAUUUCAAUGUUAAAUAUAAAGUUGCUAUCUUUCAUGAUGUGAGCAGUUGUUUUCCUUAUGCAUGCAUGUUCACCUUUAUUGUGAGAAAAAAAACAACUAAUGUGAAAGUGACAGUGUGGACUACACAAUCAUUAAGUAAUCAUCAUUGUUUAAGAGGAAUUGUGCGUUUGUGGCAUCCUACUAUACAUGACCGAACAAACUAUUGAUUCCUUUCUAUAUUUAGGUUUGUCAAGGAGGAAAGACUGACCCUAGCCUCGCUUCUCUCUCUCUCUCUCUCUCUCUCUCUCUCUUCCGAUUUCAAAGCAAACACGUGUUAACAUACCUGACCUACUUCUGCACUGCUUAGCAAUUUCCUGAUCAGGGCUUGAUUGGUAUUUUGAUUUGUGUGCUUUUAUUUGGUGUCCCACUAUUUGAGACAAUGUUAAAACAAGUUUUAAAAUAUAAGGCCAUUUAAGUGUCUGUGGUAGCAAAACAUUUAAAUAUUAAGCUAAGAAAAUACAGCCAUACUUAGUCUUCCACAUCUUUUGAUGCUGUUGACCUCUUCCACGUGCUUUAGUAUAACUGUAUAGUUUUGCUUGACAGAGUCAGUUAGUUGUGAAAUGUUACAAAUGUAAUAUUUCUGUUGGAUCUGUUUUCAUCAUCCUAAUGUUUAGCUGAACGUAUAUGGCUAUUUUCAUAUUAAAAGAAAGCUACAAAUGCCAUCUCAAUCAGGAGACAAAAAAUAUUUGAUUUUAAACAUUCCAACGAGGGUGGCAUGGUGGCGUAGUGGUAGCACUGCUGCCUCGC